Molecule: messenger RNA, 2313 nt
Organism: Spirodela intermedia
Lineage: Eukaryota; Viridiplantae; Streptophyta; Magnoliopsida; Alismatales; Araceae
Source: the annotation of a GenBank genome assembly
AUGGGUAUAAGUAGAUGUAAUUCCAUAAAUGGUAUUUUAUGUAGAAAUAGUAUUCUUGCUUUUUUUGACGAUCCUCGAUACCAAAGACAGUUCAGGAAUGACUAAAUAUGGGCCUUUAGAGGUAGAUUCCAUUGUCAAAAAAGAUAAUUUAAUUGAAUAUCGAGGAACAAAAGAAUUUAGUCCAAAAUACCAAAUGAAAGUAGAUCAAUUUUUUUUCAUUCCUAAGAAAGUGCAUGUCUUACCAGGAUCUUCAUUGAUAAUGAUUCAGAAUAGUAGUAUUAGAGUGGAUACACCACUCACUUUAAAUACAAGAAGUGGUAGGUGGAUUGGUCUAAGUGGAGAGAAAAAGAAAGUAUUGAACUCAAUAUUGUUUAGGGGAUAUUCAUUUUCCUGGAGAAACAAAUAAGAUAUCCAAGCACAACGGCAUGUUGAUACCAUCAGGAAAGGGAAAAAAUAAUUUUAAUGAAUCAAAAAAUUGAAAAAUUGGAUCUAUGUCCAAUAGAUCACACCUACUAAGAAAACGUAUUUUGUCUCAGUUUGACCUGUAGUCACAUAUGAAGUAGCGGAUGAGAUCAAUUUACCAACAUUUUUUUCAUAGAAUCUUUUGCAGGAAGGGGAUAACGUCCAACUUAGAGUUGUCAAUAAUAUCCUUUAUGAAAAUGGCAAGCAAAUUCAAGGAAUUUAUCACACAAGUAUUCAAAUUAGUUCACAUUUGCAUAGUAUUGAUUUGGGACCAAGACCAAAAUAGUUCUAUAGAAGGUAUUCAUGCUUCUUUUGUUGAAAUAAAGACAAAUGAUCUAAUUUGUGAUUUCAUAAGAAUUGAGUUAGCUAAGUCCCCCAUUUUGUAUACCAUAAAAAGAAAUAGUAUAGUGGGUUUAGGAUUGAUUAACCAUAAUGGAUUACAUUACAUGAAUAUUAAUCCUUUUUAUUCCAAAGAAAAGAGUCAAUCACAUACUAAACAUAAAGAAACUGGUGGUAUGUUGUUAAAUCGAAAGAUGAAAUGUCAAUCUUUGAAAAUUUUGUUAUCAUCCAACUAUUCUUGAAUUAGUUCAUUCAAUGGUUUGAAAUAUAACAUUGUCACAAAACAAUCAAUUAAAGUGGAUCUUAUAACUCCAAUUAGGAAUUCCUUAGGACCUUUAGGUACAAUAGUAUUCAAAAUUGUGAAAUUUUAUUCAUCUUGCCAUUUAAUAACUUAUAAUCAGACUUUGUUAAAAAAAGAAUUUGUUUCUUAACAAAUUUAGUCAGACUUUCAACUACUAAAAUAUUUUUCAAUAGGUGAGAAUAGGGGGAUUUAUAAUCUUGAUCCAUCUAGUAACAUAAUUUUUCAUCCAUUUGAUUUAAAUUGGUGUUUUUUCACGAUUAUUGUGAUGAGACAUCCACAAUUAUUAGCCUUGGACCUUUUUUUUGUGAAAAUAUGUCUAUUCAAAUACAGAUGACAGAAAAAAUCUGGUCAAGUUCUAAUUGUUCAUGUUGACUACUUAGUAAUAAGAUCAGCUAAGCCUUAUUUGGCUACUCCAGGAGCAACGGUUCAUGGUCAUUAUGGAGAAAUCCUUCAUGAUGGAGGUACCUUAGUUAUAUUUAUAUAUGAAAAAUCAAGAUCUGGUGACAUAACACAAGGUCUUCCAAAAGUAGAACAAGUGUUAGAAGUACGUUCCAUUGAUUCAAUAUCCAUAAAUUUGGAAAAGAGGGUUAAAGCUUGGAAUGAACGUAUAUGAAGAAUUCCCAGAACCCCUUGAGCAUUCUUCAUUAGCAUAGAGCUAACCAUCGCUCAAGGUCGUAUCUCUUUGGUUAAUAAGAUCCAAAAGGUUUAUCGAUCUCUAGGGGUACAAAUCCAUAAUAGACAUAUAGAAAUUAUUAUAUGUCAAGUAACAUCAAAAUUAUUGCGUUUUAGCAGAUGGAAUGUCUAAUGUUUUUUUACCUGGAGAACUCAUAGGAUUGUUGCGAGUAGAACAAGCAGUGCAUGCUUUGGAUAAAGUGAUAUGUAAUUGAGCAAUCUUAUUGAGAAUAAUGAGGGCAUCUCUUAAUACUCAAACUUUCAUAUCCAAAGCUAGUUUUCAAGAAACUACUUGAGUUUUAGCAAAAGCUGCUCUACGAGGUCAUAUUGAUUGCUUGAAAGGCCUAAAAGAAAAUGUUGUUUUGGAGGGACUUAUACUUGUUGGUCCUAGAUUCAAAAAAUUAGUUCAUCAUUCAAGGCAGCAUAAAAACAUUCAGUUGGAAAUAAAAAAGAAGAAUUUGUUCAAAGGAAAGAUGAGAGAUAUCUUAUUUCACCAUAGAGAAUUUUUGAGUUCUUGUAUCCCAAACAAUUUUCAUUAG